Marchantia polymorpha subsp. ruderalis is the source of this 3993-nucleotide messenger RNA. The record is from the annotation of a GenBank genome assembly. NCBI's taxonomy places the organism in Eukaryota, Viridiplantae, Streptophyta, Marchantiopsida, Marchantiales, Marchantiaceae.
GAAGCCGGCGUUGUGCAGACGACGACGACGACUACGAAGGGACGAAGGCGGUGCGGCGAGCGAGCGAGCGAGCGCGAGAGCGAAAAGUGCAGCAGGAGCUGCGAGCAGGAGGACGAAGAGGAAGAGGAAGAUCAGCGGCAGAGGAAGGAAGGAAGGGAGGGAGCGAACGAGGAACGGAGGCCGAGGCAGAAGCAUAGCGAGAGAGCAAGCGCGAGCGCGAGGAAAGAAGCUGCAGCAUAAGCAGAAGCAGGGCGCGAGAGACAGGGCGAAGAGAGGGGAGGAAUGGGGAGGAGGAGUGGUGCUUUGACGGCGAAGAAGCAGACGAGGGCUCGUUUGGCCUUCUUGUCAUCGCGGUGCUCGAUGGCAGCAGGAGGACGAGGCCGAGGCGGUGAGAAUUUUUAGGCGGGAGCGGCAGGCAGCAAGCCGCGCGGAGACGAAGGCGGUGGUCUUUGCAGUCAAAGGGCGUUGUUAGCAGAGCCCGCCGGAGAGGAGGCGAGGUCGGACAUUGUCGUUGGCAUUAGAGGUAACCUCGCGUGUUUGUGUGUUCGUGCGAGUCAAGGAGCGAAUACUGCGAGGUUUGUGUGUGCGUGCGCUCGGGUCUCGUCUCCGGAGCUUUUCCUCUCGGCGCAGAAAGAGUGCGUGCAGCUGCAGGCGGGGGGGAAAGCGGAAGUUGUAACUCAGGUUCUGCCAUCGAUCGCCUCCCGGGAGCAACCAACUGUCGAGACACGGAGCGGAGCGAGCGCGUGGAGGUCAUUGUCAGGCGGCGGGCGCAGCAGGAGCAGCGUUCAGGAUGAAAGACGUCAUUUGAAAUCGGAAAGUCGUCAUGGAGUUUGGGUAUGUAUAUCGCGUCGGGAUUUGCGUGUAGGGCUAUCGCAGGUCAAAUCCGGUUUCCGCCCUCUGUUCUUCGAGAUUGUGGACCCUCGCCACUUAGCAAAGUAUGCCGGGAUUGCCGCUGGCGGAUUUUCUGGAUUCUUGGUUAGACGCGCGCUAGCGCUCGGUGGACUUUUCCUUCCGUGCUGUGAUGUUACCUCCAUAUCUAGGCCAUUCUGGGAAGCCGCGUUGUCUGCAUCGGGACUGAGACGCUGCGGACCGACGACUCGUAUCGAAGCUCAUCGCAUGGUGCGAGGUUGCGCACGGGACCGAGCUUUUGCCCCUUCUUUGUAGAAGUCGCUCCUUGAACGAGAGACCUACAGAACCGGCUUUGUCAAAUUUGUCGCUUUUUUUACCCCGCUUUUUCUCGGAGGGAGCACACAUGCAUUGGUCCCCAUAAGGCAGGCGUACGGGAAGAUGGCCGUGUUGUCGACCGAGGAGAUAUCCAAGCUCUCUCACAGUCCUGCUCACAUUGCCAUUGCUCGCCGCGAUCACUCUGCCCUACGCCGCAUCCUCGCGUCGGUGCCUCGGCCUGCCAAAGCCGGCGAGGUGCGCACCGAAGCCGAGUCGAUUAUUGCGGAGCAAAGAGCCGACGAGGCGUCAGCGGUAAUUGAUCGCAGGGAUGUUCCGGGACGCGAGACGCCUCUGCACUUGGCCGUUAGGUUGGGAGAUGCGGACGCCGUCGAAAUGCUCAUGGCGGCCGGGGCCGACUGGAGCUUACAGAAUGAGCACGGGUGGAGCGCGUUGCAGGAGGCCGUGUGCGCCCGGGAGGAUGCCAUUGCGAUGAUCAUCACUAGGUAUUACCAACCCAUGGCAUGGGCCAAAUGGUGCCGGCGUUUGCCUCGCCUUACAGCUGCCAUGGGGCGAAUGCGGGACUUCUACAUGGAGCUGACGUUCCACUUCGAAAGCUCUGUCAUUCCUUUCAUCGGUCGAAUUGCUCCGUCGGACACCUACAGGAUAUGGAAGCGCGGUUCCAAUCUCAGGGCAGACAUGACUUUGGCGGGGUUUGACGGUUUCAGAAUACACAGGUCGGAUCAAAGCUUCUUGUUUCUAGGGGACGGUAGCGAGGAUGGUAAACUUCCAGCUGGCUCGUUGUGUGUCCUCAGUCACAAAGAAAAAGAAGUGAUGAACGCCUUGGAAGGAGCGGGAGUGCAACCCUCGGAAGCCGAAAUUGCCCAAGAAGUGGCAGCUAUGUCUCAAACCAACAUGUACAGGCCAGGUAUCGACGUCACACAAGCAGAGCUUGUGUCACAUCUGAAUUGGAGGAGGCAAGAGAGGACCGAAAUGGUCGGUGCAUGGAAAGCCAAGAUUUUUGACAUGCACCACGUGCUUGUUAGCGUCAGGUCGAGAAGAGUGCCUGGGGCCAUGACCGAUGAGGAGCUAUUUGCUGUCGAAGGGGACAGGCAAGAGGGAGGCGAGCUGGACGAAGAUUACGCUGAUCUUUUGACAGCAGAGGAGAAGCAGCAGUUAGAGAGUGCUUUGAGGCGCGAUAAUUUUGAUGACGACGGUUUUGAUGACAGUCGUCCAAGGCCCAGCAAAGUGGGUCAGGCAAAUGGAAACGGAAGCUACGAUAGCUUCGACGAAGAGUUGGAGGCGGCAGACGAGGAAUACAAUUUCCACCCCUCUCCAGCUGUAGAACGAAUCGAAACCCAUGAUGCCAAUAUGGCCUCUACUAACUCCGAAAAGAAAGGAUGGUUCGGGUGGGGUAGGAAGAGCGUUAAGGUCGACAGCAAGAGAGGAGAGGAAAGGGCUUCUUCUAGUCAUGAGCCUGCCAGAAGAUCGACGAUGAAGCCCCCCCGAGCUACGGAUGCCAUAGCCCACCGAAGGUCUGUGGACCAUAGGCGUUCUGUAGAUGUACCAGAUAGAAGGCAUUCGUCGGUGGACGUGAUGGUGGACAGGAGGGGUUCUGUUGACCGGAGGCCUUCCAGCGUUAGAGAUGAAGACCUGUUCAUGCUCCGGAAGGGUAAGGAGAAGUCGAAGAAGGCUUCUAAAGAACCGGUGCGAAAGCGCAGGACAGAGGCCAACAGCGAGAGCGAGUACAAGAAAGGACUAAGGCCUGUACUUUGGCUGACCCAGGACUUCCCUCUGAAGACUGAGGAGUUAUUGCCUCUCCUGGACAUUCUUGCCAACAAGGUUAAGGCUGUUCGCAGGCUGAGGGAGCUGCUGACCACAAAGUUGCCGAAUGGAACAUUUCCUGUGAAGGUUGCGAUUCCCGUCGUGCCUACGAUCAGAGUGGUUAUAACAUUCACUAAGUUUGAGGAGUUGAAAUCCAGCGAAGAAUUUAGUACGCCUCUAUCGAGUCCUGGACACUUCCAAGAUUCUAAAGGAAAGGAGGGUGAAUUACCGAAUUUAUCGUCUGCCUCAUGGUUUUCAUGGAUUAGAGGAUCUCAAAAUGGGAGUUCUAAUGGUGCUGUAUAUUUGGAGGACCAUAUAGAGGAAGAAAUCGAUCCUUUCUUGAUUCCGGCAGAUUAUACAUGGGUUGACAUGAAUGAAAAGAAGAGACGCAUGAAAGAAAAGAAGGGCAAGAGUAAGAAGGGCAAAAAACCUGUCAGAUCCCGUUCAGAAGCAUUGGAAAGUGACAAUGAAUUUUAGUGUUGCUUAGGUUGGAAGGUAUGUACAUGCAGUGCUUAAGUUCUCUCGAUUGAAGCAAGCUAUGAAAAACUCCUCAAAGGUAAGAUUUUGUUUCAGUCAGCGAAGAACUCGUUAUAGAGAUCAGUCGGAUGUGGCCAUUAGAAGCAUUUAUGUACAUCCAUUGGUGUACGCUUAUGACUUAGGUUGGUAAAUCAUAGCAUGGCUGGAUAUGUAGGAUGUAGGAAUGGUCUUGUGCGGACGGUUACACUGGAAUCUCAGCGGGAAACAGGUACUUGUUUAUGGAAGUGCACUGUCACUCCGUGUGUAUUGGAAGUUAUGUCACAAGAUAAUGCGAGUUAUUUGCCUCUCUGUGCACGCCGCACUACGAGAGAAGGUUAUUCAAUCUUUCAUAAGAUUUCUAGUCGAGACUUACGUAUCAACGGUCGGGCUGAUGGUUGCCCCAGCAAGUUUCUUAAAGUUUCCUCUCAACCUUGUAGAUCUAUCAUCAAUGUAAAACAAAUGCUCAUCUAUAUUGAUUACCUCCUUUUGCCC